UUGUUUCUGUAGCUUGCUAGCAAGCUAACGGUAACUGCGCGAUCACUCGAGUAGCUCGCUGGACAUGCAGUUUUGGUGUUCACGUCAGUUCUAUGAUACAAAAAAGUUGGCUGCAAUAUGGAAGAAGAGCCAGAUCAAACGCCAAAACUGGAAAAUACUUCAGCAUUGCUUGAAGAUCAUGCGUCGCAAGAUCCCAGCACAAUAACUUCACAGUCAACAAGUCCACAAGAAGAAGUGAAUAGUGCGUCUACCAAUGGGGCAGACAAAAGCACACCCAUGCCUUGCAUUUCUACCGAGUCAAAGAUUGCUACAGAAGCAGUUGCCGUUGGCGAGUCAAAUAACAAUACGCUCCCUGCUCACUUAGGUCUAGAUAAUGCCCUGAAAUCUUACUCAGAUGAGAGCACGAGAAAGCCGGAAUCAGAGAAUGACGACUUAACCUCGGGACAGACCGGUCAGGUUGAAGACAUGGAGGUCACCGUAUCUACCAAGAUGGAAAACCUGAAUUUCGGCUGCACCUCAACGGCGGCAGCAGCAGCAGCGAGUCAGGACCCUGUAUGUUUACCCGAAGGCGUGACUGUUCCCCAAGUGCAAGUAAUGCUGAGGGACAGUGUCCAUGAGACCGAUGUCACUGAAGACAGUGAUGACAGCAGCUCCUCUUCAGACUCCUCCUCAGACAGUGAUUCAGACUCCUCUUCCUCCUCCUCUUCCUCCUCAUCCUCCUCUGCACCUCUGACAGUCCCUGGUGAAGCCGAUGAUGAUGAGGAUGAAGAAUUUGGAGGUCAUGGCGGUGGAAGGAAGCCACCACCAGUGAAGACACAGGAUGAAGUUCUCAUUGAGGACCUGCCAGCUGUGGAGGAGGUGACCAUCACUCUACCAGAAGACGCUGAAAUCCAGCCCUUUGGAGUCAUCUCCAGCAUCAUUGACCAGCUAGUAAUAAUUGAAUCGUUCAAGGACACCCCACCUUUGAAAGAUGACAGCGUCAUAUUUAACAAGGAAAGGGUAUCUGUUGGAAAGGUGUUUGAAAUCUUUGGACCUGUCUACCACCCGUACUAUAUCCUUCGAUUUAACUCUCUGGAGCACAUUGCUGAGAAGAACCUCAAACUGCAGGAGACGAUGUACUUCGCCCCGUCGUUGAAAGACUUCACUGAUUACGUAUUCACCGAACAGCUGAAGCAGGAUAAAGGCUCAGAUGCAUCAUGGAAGAAUGACCAGGAGCCACCACCUGAGGCUUUGGAUUACAGUGAUGAUGAGCAGGAGAAACAGGCCAAGCAGAAGAAGAAGAAGCAGAAUCAGCAAAAGAGGCCACAUCAGAGGCCCGAUCAGAGCGAGGCCGACAACAAUGUGGGUAAACCUGCACCAAACAGACAAGCUCAGACUCAACCCAGACAGGCUGGCAGACGGCCUCACGGCUGGAGCUUCAGCCAGCACGCAGGAGGCGGUUUCCCAAACAGACACGCACACCCCCACUCGCACCCUCAUGACAGCCGGAUGAUGAUGGCACCUCCCCCUCAGCAACACGAACGCGGACACGUCAUGCUACCUUACCCACCUCCCUUUCCGCACCCGGGCCCGAACAUGCUGCCGUUCUACCCCCCCUUCCCGCUGCCGCCCCCUCCUCCCAUGAAUAUGCCCUGGCCCAGUCAGGGAAUGGGACCACCACCCCCCCUGCACGGCAUACCCUUUCAGCAUCUCCCACCCCCUCCCCCACCACCACCCCCACCCCCUCCCUCUGGCCCAUCACAGUACCCCCCUCACGGAGGACCCCAGUUUUAGUGGUCUGCACGCGUCUUGCUUACUGCACUGUUUUCCUUUAGUGAGGAGUCAUUGUACUCAUUGAACUGGCCAUACUUUGGAUUGGCUGUGGACUGUUUGGGGCAAACACAUGAAAAUAUUUUGCUUGUAAUCCAGAGGACCACUUAUUUUUAUACUAGAACUGAUUGCAUAGACGUUUAGUGCCAAUAGUAUAUCUUAGGUGUGAUCUGGGCGUUUCUGUGAAUUGUUUUGUCACAUGACUCUGUAAACUUGAUGUGUCUGCUUGCACACAUGAGCUUAGGUUUUGUCAAAUAUUUUCUAAUUUUUUUUGCUACAAAUUGUUCUCACAGCCUGUAAGUUAGUUGUAGGUUGUUUGUACCAAAACCCCGAUGUUUUGUGGAAAUUGUGUAUGUCUUGAUGCACUGCUUCACGUAAAAUACACUUUUCAGGUGGAAAA
This is a messenger RNA of Megalops cyprinoides (Indo-Pacific tarpon), 2209 nucleotides long. It is a transcript of the gene naf1, whose product is annotated as nuclear assembly factor 1 homolog (S. cerevisiae). NCBI's taxonomy places the organism in Eukaryota, Metazoa, Chordata, Actinopteri, Elopiformes, Megalopidae. The coding region runs from base 118 to 1773 and encodes 551 amino acids. The transcript is spliced from 9 exons. Gene Ontology annotation, molecular function: RNA binding. The record is from RefSeq and is a predicted model, not a curated record. Gene Ontology annotation, cellular component: sno(s)RNA-containing ribonucleoprotein complex. Gene Ontology annotation, biological process: ribosome biogenesis; box H/ACA snoRNP assembly; pseudouridine synthesis.